Molecule: messenger RNA, 1004 nt
Organism: Drosophila takahashii
Lineage: Eukaryota; Metazoa; Arthropoda; Insecta; Diptera; Drosophilidae
Product: glucose 1-dehydrogenase
Molecular function (GO): oxidoreductase activity
Source: RefSeq, a predicted model, not a curated record
UGCGCACAGGGCUUGAGAUCCCCUUACGUAAUUCUGGAUCAUGAAUUUCGCCGGCAAAGUCGUUCUAAUUACAGGAGCAAGCUCCGGAAUCGGUGCUGCCACUGCCGUAAAGUUCGCCAAGUACGGAGCUUGCCUGGCGCUGAAUGGACGCAAUGUGGAGAAUCUCAAGAAGGUGGCCGAGGAGUGCGGAAAGGUGAGCCAAUCCCAGCCAGCUCUGGUGGUGGGCGACAUCGCCAAAGAGGCGGACACCCAGAGGAUCUGGACGGAGACCCUGGAGAAAUACGGCAAACUGGACGUGCUGGUCAACAAUGCCGGAAUUAUCGAGACGGGCACGAUUGAGACCACCAGUCUGGAGCAGUUUGAUCGCGUGAUGAACACCAACCUCAGGGCGAUCUACCACCUGACCAUGCUGGCCACUCCGGAGCUGGUGAAGUCCAAGGGCAACAUCGUGAAUGUGUCCAGUGUGAAUGGCAUCCGCUCUUUUCCCGGCGUCCUGGCCUACAACAUUUCCAAAAUGGGGGUGGACCAGUUGACCCGCUGCGUGGCUCUGGAGCUGGCCUCCAAGGGUGUCCGGGUGAACUGUGUGAAUCCCGGCGUGACAGUGACCAACUUGCACGCCCGUGGCGGCAUGGACCCGGAGACGUACAAGAAGUUCCUCGAGCACUCGAAAACCACCCAUGCCCUGGGCCGCCCCGGCGAUGUCAAGGAGGUGGCUGCGGCCAUUGCCUUCCUGGCCAGCGAUGAGGCCAGCUUCAGCACUGGGGUCAGCCUGCCCGUGGACGGAGGUCGCCAUGCCAUGUGCCCACGCUAAGUCCGGAGGAUAUGGAGUGUUCCAGCUCCUUGCAUGGAAAUUUCCAUGUGUAAAUGCAUUUAAACCUUUUUUUUCAAUUGUUAUUUUGAAUUUCCUUAUGUUCUUAUUGUUUGUUUUAUGUACACACAAAAACAUAAAAUGUAUUUUUAUUAAUCAGUCAUCUCUAAAACCCUUCUUCCUAAAUUAACAGAAA